AUGCCUUCCUAUCUCAAGAAGGUAGCCAUUGUAGGCGCUACAGGAAACAUAGGCCAUCACAUCCUCACCGAACUCCUCGCCCUUGGCAACCACUCCAUCACCGCCCUCACCCGUCCCACCAGCACAAUUUCCCUUCCUUCCGCCGUCAUCAUCGCCAAAGUCGACUACUCCAACAUCGAAAAUCUCACAAAAGCUCUCCAAGGCCAUGAUAUCCUCAUCAUCACCCUCUCCGUCGGCACCCCUCCUCACGUGCACUCCAACCUCGUUUCCGCCGCCGCUGCCGCCGGGAUAAAAUACAUCAUUCCCAAUGCCUAUGGAUUCGAUUUCCGCAAUCCCGCGCUCAUUGCCUCGAUCGAUGUUUCUGGCCUCGCACAAGGCUACUUUUCCCAGAUUGAAAAGUUGGGCAUGAUGCAUUUUUCGCUGGUCUGUGGCUUUUGGUACGAGUGGAGUCUGGGCGUGCCCUCACUCUACGGAAUCGAUUUGCAAACCAAGAGAGCGGUGUUUUACGAUGAUGGAAACACUGCUAUUAAUACGUCGACCUGGGAGUUGUGUGGCAAGGCUGUUGCGAACAUUGUUUCGUUGCCAGAGCAGGAGUUGGAGGAGAAGUGGAAGAAUAAGAGUUUUUACGUUUCUAGCUUCAGAGUCAGUCAGAGGGAGAUGUUGGACUCGGUGCAUAGAGUUCUAGGAACCAGUGAUGAGGAUUGGGAGAUUGAGCACGAAUCUGCAAAGCGGCGUUACGAGGAGAGCAUGCAGGCUGUCAAGAAUGGAGAUCAGAGGGCUUUUGCUAAAGCAAUGUACGCAAGAUGUUUCUACACAGACGGCAGUGGCGAUUUCGAGAGCAGUCAUGGGUUGGACAAUGAGGCUUUGGGGUUGGCUAGCGAAGACUUGGAUCAAGCUACCAAAAGGACUGUUGAGAUGGUUGAAAGUGGAUGGAACCCCUUUGCUUAG
This is a messenger RNA of Aureobasidium namibiae CBS 147.97, 948 nucleotides long. Its product is annotated as NAD(P)-binding protein. The record is from RefSeq and is a predicted model, not a curated record. Bases 1 to 948 code for a protein of 315 amino acids. The transcript is spliced from 3 exons. Gene Ontology annotation, molecular function: oxidoreductase activity. NCBI's taxonomy places the organism in Eukaryota, Fungi, Ascomycota, Dothideomycetes, Dothideales, Saccotheciaceae.